Molecule: messenger RNA, 6516 nt
Organism: Salmo salar (Atlantic salmon)
Lineage: Eukaryota; Metazoa; Chordata; Actinopteri; Salmoniformes; Salmonidae
Product: rab11 family-interacting protein 4A
Biological process (GO): endocytic recycling; regulation of cytokinesis
Cellular component (GO): recycling endosome membrane; midbody; endocytic vesicle
Molecular function (GO): calcium ion binding
Source: RefSeq, a predicted model, not a curated record
CGUCAGUGUGUUUUCAAAUUCAAACCGGCACGCUGCAGUGUCAGUGUGUGUUAGCUGUUCUGUUGACGGUACAGUGCUGGUGUAGUGUGUUAGCUGUUCUGUUGACGGUACAGUGCUGGUGUAGUGUGUUAGCUGUUCUGUUGACGGUACAGUGCUGGUGUAGUGUGUUAGCUGUUCUGUUGACGGUACAGUGCUGGUGUAGUGUGUUAGUUGUUCUGUUGACGGUACAGUGCUGGAGCGCUGGUGUAGUGUGUUCGUCGCUGCUCUUCUAGCAAAAAUUCUGUGGAUUGUAAUUGGGGGACUACUGUUUGGGCUGGACCUAUUGGACUGUGUGUUUGUGUGUUCGGACCUGGCAUACACACGUGUAUGUGUGUGUAUGAACGAUCUAUAUUGUGACUGAACAACACACGUGCAAACAGUAAUUGUUAGGAGGGUGUGGAUUACCCGUAUAUGGGCAGUGUGUGUAGAUGUGUGUGUGUGUAAAUGUCUGUGGCAGUGGAAUCAGGAAUGGACAGCACACUUCAGAGGAGAGAAGAGAGCCACCCUGCAAUGGACUGCACGAACGGCGAGGCCCGACUGGGCCCUCCCAUCAUCAUGUGUACCCGUCCAUAUCCAGACUGCAGUGUGGAGCAGGGGGAGUGUUGUGACAUGGACAGUACCAAUGAGAGCGGGGUGGGCUCUGACACCUCUGACGGGGGGCGGAGCAACGAGAAGGAGGAGGGGCUCGGCGGACUGUUCAACAAUUCUGGCCAGCUGAUUGGCUCGGCUUCUGCGUCCGUCUUCUCGGGGGAGGAGCAGUUUGAGGACUACGGAGAGGGGGAGGACGUGGACUACACUCCCAGCAGCCCUUGCCCCGACGAUGACGUGCGCACCAACGGCUUCUCAGACCUGGGCUCCUCUCUGCCCUCCAGUGCUGGUCAGACCCCUCUGAAGAUGUGUCACCUGUACAACAGUGAUGUGUUGGAUGUAUAUUGUUCUCAGUGCUAUAAGAAGGUUAACCUGCUCAACGACCUGGAGGCCAGGCUCAACAACCUCAGAGCCAACAGCCCCAACAGAAAGAUAUCCAGCACUGCCUUUGGACGUCAGUUGUUCCAACACAACCACAGUGCUUUUAGCAGCAGUCAGGGAAGCACAGAGGACCUGUUCAGAGACUCCAUCGACUCUUGUGAUGUGGACAUUACUGAGAAGGUGAGUUACCUGGAGAAGAAGGUGACAGAGCUGGAGAAUGACAGUCUGGCUAAUGGAGACCUCAAGUCUAAACUCAAACAGAGCAACACACAGCUAGUACACAGGGUUCAUGAGUUGGAGGAGCAGCUGAAGGAUCAGGAGAGCAGAGCAGAACGGACCCUGGAGGAAGAGACACAUAGACACAGAGAGACCUACUGCAAGAUGGAGAGAGACAAGAAUACUGAUAUAGAGCUGCUCACUAACAGAGUUCAGCAGAUGGAGGAGGAGAAUGGAGAGAUGAAACUGAACGUUUGUAAACUGAAGUCUCAGACUGAGAAACUAGACCAGGAGAAGCAGCGUAUGACAGACCGGUUAGAGGACACCAGUCUGAGGCUGAAGGAUGAGAUGGACCUCUACAGGAAGAUGAUGGACAAGCUGUGGCAGAACAGACAUGAAUUCCAGAAGGAGAGAGAGGCCAUGCAAGAGUUGAUAGAGGACCUGCGUCGGGAGUUGGAGCACCUGCAGCUGUUUAAACUGGGUUCAGAGGCGGGGCAGGGGGCGGGGCUAUCAGAAUACAACGCCAAGACACGGGAAAUAGAGAUGGAGCAUGAGGUCAAGAGACUCAAACAGGAGAACUUUAAGCUGCGGGACCAGAACGAUGACCUGAACAGUCAGAUCCUCAGUCUGAGUCUGUAUGAAGCUAAGAACCUGUUUGCCUGCCACACCAAGGCCCAGUCACUGGCUGCUGAGAUAGACAACGCUUCUAGGGACGAGUUGGUAGAUGCUCUGAAGGAACAGGAAUGUGUAAACCUUCGUCUGAGACAGUAUAUGGAUAAAAUCAUCCUGGCCAUUCUGGACCACAACCCCUCAAUCCUGGAGAUCAAGAGUAACAGUUAAACACACACUCUCACACACACACUCUCACACACACACUUCCACGCCUGGGGAUGGGACAGAACUUAAAACAACUGACAGCUGUCUGUGGUUUACAGCUGAAACUCGCCGUCUAUCUGUCAAUCAACUGUUAGAUGUCCCGCCUCCUUUAUCUAUCCCACCAAUGAUUAACUGUUGUUAUGUUGCCAAGAAAAGAAACGGUGGUAUUGAAUGACUCUACCUGGAUGAUGUUGUGUUGGAGUAGCUAUCUGGAGACUAGUAGUAUUAUCAUGGUGUUCACUUUAUUAUGAUGAUGAGGAGGAUGAGAAUUAUUCUAAGUUAUGCAGACACACUCCCUCUGGGUUCACUAGCUCCAGUAUGACUGUCCAUUAGCCUCGAAUGAUGUAAUCAUUUAUUACUGAUUCAACAAUGGGAAUAUUUGCAAACAGAGCACCACUUCUGAUUGGCUAACUGAGCUGUUCAAUCACAUUCAAAAGUGGGUAAAGGUCGUAGGUGAGCGGAUGAGGAAGUAACAGAUAGUGUGGGUAGGUUAAGGAAAGGAAUUUAAGAUCUGAUAGCUUGGUAGAGAUGGAGUCGUUGGCCCUAUUGGGGCUGUUCUGAUGUUUGAUGCCAGGAUACAGUACCAGUCAACAGUGAGGUGUGCAACAGGGACCAAGGGUGUGUCUCAAUAGUCACUUCCUCUUCUUGUCUUCUCUUUCAUCUUCAGUGAUAGGAUAGGUGAAAGCUGCUCGACUCAGAUAUUUCAUUUCACCUGUCCUGUCUUCUUUGAUCAGUGCAAAUCAAGGAAAGGAAAUGAAGGAGACUCACCCCAAGUUUAAUCUCCACACUGAUUCCUCUGGUCGUGAAGGUUAAACUUCUGAUUCUAUGACCCAGUUACUCUCUGGUCGUGAAGGUUAAACUUCUGAUUCUAUGACCCAGUUACUCUCUGGUCGUGAAGGUUAAACUUCUGAUUCUAUGACCCAGUUACUCUCUGGGCGUGAAGGUUAAACUUCUGAUUCUAUGACCCAGUUACUCUCUGGUCGUGAAGGUUAAACUUCUGAUUCUAUGACCCAGUUACUCUCUGGUCGUGAAGGUUAAACUUCUGAUUCUAUGACCCAGUUACUCUCUGGUCGUGAAGGUUAAACUUCUGAUUCUAUGACCCAGUUACUCUCUGGGCGUGAAGGUUAAACUUCUGAUUCUAUGACCCAGUUACUCUCUGGUCGUGAAGGUUAAACUUCUGAUUCUAUGACCCAGUUACUCUCUGGGCGUGAAGGUUAAACUUCUGAUUCUAUGACCCAGUUACUCUCUGGUCGUGAAGGUUAAACUUCUGAUUCUAUGACCCAGUUACUCUCUGGUCGUGAAGUUUAAACUUCUGAUUCUAUGACCCAGUUACUCUCUGGGCGUGAAGGUUAAACUUCUGAUUCUAUGACCCAGUUACUCUCUGGGCGUGAAGGUUAAACUUCUGAUUCUAUGACCCAGUUACUCUCUGGGCGUGAAGGUUAAACUUCUGAUUCUAUGACCCAGUUACUCUCUGGUCGUGAAGGUUAAACUUCUGAUUCUAUGACCCAGUUACUCUCUGGUCGUGAAGGUUAAACUUCUGAUUCUAUGACCCAGUUACUCUCUGGGCGUGAAGGUUAAACUUCUGAUUCUAUGACCCAGUUACUCUCUGGUCGUGAAGGUUAAACUUCUGAUUCUAUGACCCAGUUACUCUCUGGGCGUGAAGGUUAAACUUCUGAUUCUAUGACCCAGUUACUCUCUGGGCGUGAAGGUUAAACUUCUGAUUCUAUGACCCAGUUACUCUCUGGGCGUGAAGGUUAAACUUCUGAUUCUAUGACCCAGUUACUCUCUGGGCGUGAAGGUUAAACUUCUGAUUCUAUGACCCAGUUACUCUCUGGGCGUGAAGGUUAUAACUUGUUAUGAAGUGUCAUGACCUGUCAUAAGCAUUUAAGACAGGCGUCGUACUGGUGUCAUAGCGUUGUUUAUAGGCUUAACGAUGCAAAGUGAACAAAGUAUAAUAAACAAUGACACCCUAUUCCCUUUAUAGUGCACUACUUUGGACCAGGGCCCAAUGACACCCUAUUCUCUUUAUAGUGCACUACUUUGGACCAGACCCAAUGACACCCUAUUCUCUUUAUAGUGCACUACUUUGGACCAGACCCAAUGACACCCGAUUCUCUUUAUAGUGCACUACUUUGGACCAGGACCCAUAGGGAUUAGGGUGCCAUUAGGGAUGCAUGGACAGUGUAGGUACUACUAGGAGUAUAACCAGCUUGUUGUGCUGUAUAGUAAUGUAUAACCUCCGUGCACGGACUUACGUGUUGCUGUAGAAGCACUAGAUGAGCGUAGUAGGGAAACACAUUGUAUUACGGUCCUCAUGUAAUUCUACACUGAAAACAUAGGGUCCUGUUCAAUAGGGAUACAUUGUUUUCAAACUGAGUCGAAUGGUACAAGUACUACCUGAACUUGUCCAAUAAGAACAAAUGUUUUUGUUUUCCGUCGCAAAACGUUUUGCUACCGUGUGCCCUAGUGAACACGACCCACCCUGGACUUGAAAAAGGCCAACAAGAGGUAUCAAUGUGGUAGUUAUUUAGGGGACAAACCUAACUUUCCACUCAAGUCAAACUGUUCACUCAGUCAUGCCUUGAUGUCAAUGGGAGACGAGGUGAAAAUGUUACGUAAAUGGAAGUUAGGAUUUGCCUCUAAGAGAAUAAGUGUCAUGAGUUGUUAGGACAAUGUCUAUAAAGGUUAAAUGUUUAUUUUUCAUACAGAUCUAUAAGAUGAUAAAGGUUGUGGUCGGUCUUUUGAUCAGACUGGAAUGAGGGUAAGGAGAUGUCAGAGCAUUGGGGGUGAGAUCUGUCCAUUAUCGAGAACAACAUGGUAGUCACUAUAAUCAAUGAAUCGCCAUGACGAUAAUCCCUGGAUCUAGGGUGUAUGUAAGAGGGUGGGGCCAGCUCAUAUAUAGAGUGUAUAGGUUCUGUAAUACCUAUAGAUUGAGAGAGCUCUUUUCUGUGUAUGUCAUGAUUGUACUGUGCCACCCACACACACACACACCACAGUAGCUUGUUGAAUUCACUGUACUGUAGAUGGAUAGAUAGCCAGGACUUCAGGUCAUUGAUUUCACCUCGUUAAUAACUGAUUGUGUCUCUAAAGAAGAAUCUGUGUAGACAGUCAGUGUGAUGUCACACUAACACUAGUUUUGCUUCGUUGCACAAAUUGUACUAAUGAGCAGUUUUCUCAUGGUGUUUUCAUGGUUUCUCAUGUUCUCUCAUGGUUUCUCAUGUUCUCUCAUGGUUUCUCAUGUUCUCUCAUGGUUUCUCAUGUUCUCUCAUAGUUUCUUCAUGUUCUCUCAUGGUUUCUCAUGUUCUCUCAUGGUUUCUCAUGUUCUCUCAUGGUUUCUCAUGUUCUCUCAUGGUUUCUCAUGUUCUCUCAUAGUUUCUUCAUGUUCUCUCAUGGUUUCUCAUGUUCUCUCAUGGUUUCUCAUGUUCUCUCAUGGUUUCUCAUGUUCUCUCAUGGUUUCUCAUGUUCUCUCAUGGUUUCUCAUGUUCUCUCAUAGUUUCUUCAUGUUCUCUCAUGGUUUCUCAUGUUCUCUCAUGGUUUCUCAUGUUCUCUCAUGAUUUCUCAUGUUCUCUCAUGUCUUAUUCAGUUUCUAGUUUUUCUUUGUGCCUUUUGUAAAUGAGCAACGAGGUGUCACCAUUAGAUUGAGGUUAUUUUUCUAGUCAUGUUUUUUUAGUUUGUCCGUUGGUCAUCGUGAGUGAGCUUUUUAUAUCAGUUUGCUUUCCAACACGUCGCCGGAGCAUUUUUCAUACAUUGUAAAGUUUCUACAGAAUGUAGUUAGUUUGUAUUGAUGUGCCACUGACUCAUCCAACCUAAUAACUAGUAUUUUAUAGAGUUUAAAAAAGGAGUUCUAUCCUAGAGGUGAUGUUCUGUGUGACCUGGAAAUGUAUAGCACAUGUUAAUGACGUUGUCGUAGCGACUGUAUUUACUAUAGGAUGACCACCCUGGACUGAUAAACAACAUCAACAGGCUGAGUCUGGAACUAGGGAAUUAGAAUCAUAGAAUCAUUCUAAUUCUGUGUGACUGAAAACAGCCAAGGCUUGAAAAGUCCCAUGGUUUAAUACUGUGAAUCUCAGGCCCCGUUUGAGUACUUUAACAAUGCAUCCUACCAUCAUCUUCUCCUUGAGGUAAUAUAAUCACUGAUUAGGAAGGGAUUGGAUAAGUGAAUGCAUGUUUGCCAUCAUGUUUACACCUGUCUAACAUGGUCAGAUCAGUGAUGACUUGGAGGGAGGAAGGAUGCAUCUGUGAGGUAUUUGAACAGGCCCGUCAGUCUUUCGAUAGACAUAUCGUGAUGUGUUCACCUCACGCUAAAGAUCACUGAUGUUGUUCUGCUCAUGUACUGUUGGUCUGACAGUGACUUAUAGGAUGUUGUACAAACUUGAAAAUGUAAAUAAAAUGAAUUUGCUUUGGCAUGACCAAGGA